ACAAUCUGACUAGCACAUUCACACCUCACACAUCACUGCGACAUUUUAGUGUUCUUGUAGAGAUCUCUUAUACUAUAUAUACAUAUGUGCUUAUUUAACAAUAUUUGUUCACAAACCUCACAGGAACUCUAUUCUCUUAAUAAUCUUCCCAACCCUGUUCCUUCUUCUUUAUUCUCAGGCCAAAAAUGAGUGAAAGUCGCAAUGCUCCCCGUUUAAAUGAGAGGAUCCUAUCAUCUUUAUCCAAAAGAUCAGUUGCUGCACAUCCUUGGCAUGAUCUUGAGAUUGGACCCGAAGCACCCCACAUUUUCAACUGCGUUGUCGAGAUAACAAAAGGAAGUAAGGUUAAAUAUGAACUCGACAAGAAGACAGGGAUGAUUAAGGUUGAUCGGAUCUUAUAUUCAUCCGUGGUCUAUCCCCAUAACUAUGGUUUCAUCCCUCGCUCGCUAUGUGAAGAUAAUGACCCAUUGGAUGUUUUAGUCCUCAUGCAGGAGCCGGUUCUUCCAGGCUGUUUUCUUCGAGCCAAGGCCAUUGGACUUAUGCCUAUGAUCGAUCAGGGAGAGAAAGAUGAUAAGGUCAUUGCAGUGUGCGCUGAUGAUCCAGAGUAUAAGCACUACACUGACAUCAAUCAGCUUGCCCCUCAUCGCCUCACUGAAAUCAGACGCUUUUUUGAAGACUACAAGAAGAAUGAAAACAAGGAGGUUGCAGUUAACGAUUUCUUACCUUCAACUGCUGCCAUUGAAGCCAUCCAGCACUCAAUGGACCUUUAUGCUGAAUACAUUCUGCAUACCCUGAAGCGGUAGGAGUAAAUAGCUUCUCUUAAAUCUUAAUAAUUGGUGUCAACAAUAUUGUUAAAGGAGAAGUUGACAAAUAUUCAUCUUUGUUUUGGACAAUUAUUAGUCCUAGUUUGGUUUGUGGCAUAGCCACGUGGUGCCCAUGGGGCACCGAAUAAUUUUUCCCAUUAGACUUGUAUUCAAAAUAUGUUUCAUGUUACUGGUCUAUGUAGAUUGCAUGCCAAAAUGGAAGUGUAAUGGUUUGCAUCUGUUAAUGUAAUGUUCUGUUUCCACUGACUGUUGGAUCUCUAUACAUGGUUUAAAUAACAGUUUAUGUAUCGGUACUGAUGACAUGGUCAUAUAUUAUA
Messenger RNA from Camellia sinensis, 1138 nucleotides. Its product is annotated as soluble inorganic pyrophosphatase 1. The record is from RefSeq and is a predicted model, not a curated record. Gene Ontology annotation, biological process: phosphate-containing compound metabolic process. NCBI's taxonomy places the organism in Eukaryota, Viridiplantae, Streptophyta, Magnoliopsida, Ericales, Theaceae. Gene Ontology annotation, cellular component: cytoplasm. Gene Ontology annotation, molecular function: magnesium ion binding; inorganic diphosphate phosphatase activity.